UGCAUUCCCCGAAAUAGACAAACUCUCCCAUCCCCUCCGCGCCGCUGCACGCCCACCCAUAGCCUAUAGCCGGUAGAUACUUUCAUCAAACAUAGCACACAGGAUCGCGCCGCCCGCGUGAUAAGGAGCCGACGAAUCCACCUACCUACCCGCAUUCGUGCGCCAGCGCCACCCCGUGCCAUCGCCGCUGCGUCCGCGAGCCACACCGCCAUUCGUGAGGGAGGGAGGGGAGCAAUGGGCGCGGGGAUGGAGGCGGAGGAAGGGGUGAUGGCGACGGACUUCUUCUGGUCGUACACGGACGAGCCGCACGCGUCGCGCCGCCGGGAGAUCCUGUCCAAGUACCCGCAGAUCAAGGAGCUCUUCGGCCCGGAUCCGUGGGCCUUCCUCAAGAUUGCUUUGGUUGUGUCGCUUCAGCUAUGGACUGCUACAUUCCUCCACGAUGCUAGCUGGGUGAAGCUACUGACGGUGGCCUACUUCUUCGGCUCCUUUCUAAACCACAACCUGUUCCUCGCCAUCCAUGAGCUGAGCCACAACCUCGCCUUCACAACCCCAUCCCUCAAUCGCUGGCUGGGCAUCUUUGCAAACCUCCCCAUCGGCGUCCCCAUGUCUGUCACGUUCCAAAAGUACCACCUGGAGCACCACCGAUUCCAGGGCGUGGACGGCAUCGACAUGGACAUCCCCAGCCAAGCAGAGGCGCACGCCGUGAGGAACGCCAUCAGCAAGUCCGUGUGGGUGGUGCUCCAGCUCUUCUUCUACGCGCUGCGCCCGCUCUUCCUGAAGCCGAAGCCCCCGGGCCUGUGGGAGUUCACCAACCUUGCGGUCCAGGUCGGCCUCGACGCCAGCCUCGUCUGCCUAUGCGGCUGGAGGUCCCUGGCAUACCUGAUCCUCUCCACGUUCGUUGGCGGCGGCUUGCACCCCAUGGCGGGCCACUUCAUCUCGGAGCACUACCUGUUCAGCCCGGAGCAGGAGACGUACUCGUACUACGGGCCCCUGAACCUGAUGGCGUGGCACGUCGGGUACCACAACGAGCACCACGACUUCCCCAGGAUCCCAGGCACCAGGCUGCACAGGGUGAAGGAGAUCGCGCCGGAGUACUACGACAACCUCAAGUCGUACAGGUCCUGGAGCCAGGUCAUAUACAUGUACAUCAUGGACCAGACGGUCGGCCCUUUCAGCCGGAUCAAGAGGAAGGCGCCCAAGAAAGACUCGUAGUUGUAGCGUCGUCGUAGGCUCAAUUUUGUUUGUCACGUAUCAUAUGAACUCCUGGAGAUGUCUAUGUUUGGUGUACGCAUUUCGAUUCGUUGGAACACCCUGUUACUGAUAUCAAUAUAUUAACUCAUUUCGCGACUGAUUUUUUCA
Messenger RNA from Sorghum bicolor (sorghum), 1359 nucleotides. RefSeq names its product sphingolipid delta(4)-desaturase DES1-like. Gene Ontology annotation, molecular function: sphingolipid delta-4 desaturase activity. The transcript is spliced from 2 exons. NCBI's taxonomy places the organism in Eukaryota, Viridiplantae, Streptophyta, Magnoliopsida, Poales, Poaceae. The coding region runs from base 235 to 1212 and encodes 325 amino acids. Gene Ontology annotation, cellular component: membrane. Gene Ontology annotation, biological process: ceramide biosynthetic process. The record is from RefSeq and is a predicted model, not a curated record.